Pogoniulus pusillus (Red-fronted tinkerbird) is the source of this 7049-nucleotide messenger RNA. It is a transcript of the gene WWC2, whose product is annotated as WW and C2 domain containing 2. Gene Ontology annotation, molecular function: molecular adaptor activity; kinase binding. The coding region runs from base 930 to 4493 and encodes 1187 amino acids. The record is from RefSeq and is a predicted model, not a curated record. Gene Ontology annotation, biological process: negative regulation of organ growth; cell migration; regulation of hippo signaling. Gene Ontology annotation, cellular component: cytoplasm. NCBI's taxonomy places the organism in Eukaryota, Metazoa, Chordata, Aves, Piciformes, Lybiidae. The transcript has 23 exons.
AAGCAAGGUUAGCGGGACCUGAGGGGAAGAUAACAGAAACUCGACACCGCCGUGACAUGCAGGCAGCGCCGAACUCGCCUUUUCCCGGGGCACGUUCCUCAUGCCCCGCAGGGCCAGGACGCCAGCCGCCUGCGGCACCUGAUGCGGGGCCAGCAACAAGUUCGCAGACAAAAGGCCGCGCUACCGCUCUGUCAGUGGGCCACACCGCAGCCCCUUCGCGCCGCUCUCCCCCAAGGGGGGUGGUGGCAGGGGUGCCUCCUCUGCCCUUGCAGCUGACCAAAACAGCUUUGGGGACGCGGUCGGUGUGCUUAAACCUGAGGACCUGUGAUCGCUGGGGCACCGGUGGCUUGUCCCGCGUGGCUGCCGCCACCCCCUCAGGUGGCUGUCUCCUACCCCCACACUGGCCGAGCCUCAACGUGCCGCAGACACGGAAACAGGAGGAGCUCUCCGUUGCCGCCUCUUUCUCCCCCCCUCUUCUGUUUCUGCCUUCGGCACUCGCCCGCGGGACAUUUUUUGUCCUGGAUCUAUGUCUGGGGCCUGCCCAGCCCGGCGGCAAGCAGCGCCGGCAGGGUUAACGCCGUGGAAUGCGGCGGGAGGAAUGUGCAUGCAAAUGAGAUGGAUGCUAAUCUCAUGCUAAUAAGCACCGGCCGCCCGGGGCUGAGCCGGGCUCCCCGCGCCCAGACGGCAGCUGGGCUCCGCCGGCAACCCUGACCCGGGCUGCCGCGGCGCGGGCAAGGUGGCAGCUCAGGCAUGGUGGCCUGAGACUCGGCCGCAGAGAAAGGCUUUCCUGGGCUUCUGCGAGCUCCUACCGUGUGCCCCCCAGCCUCUGCUUCCGGCCCCCUUCCCGUCCCUCUGCCUCGGGUGGGAGCUUUUCCCGCUUCCCAUCUUUCUUUCUGUCCCUAUGGAGCAGAUACUCCUGCCGCCCGACCAUGCCUAGGAAAGCGGGGAAUGGGCAGCUCCCCUUACCCGAUGGCUGGGAGGAAGCGAGGGAUUACGACGGCAAAAUCUUCUAUAUCGAUCACAACACCAAGCAGACCAGCUGGAUCGACCCCCGGGACAGGUUAACAAAGCCCUUGUCAUUUGCGGAUUGUGUUGGGGAUGAGCUGCCAUGGGGAUGGGAAGCUGCCUAUGAUCCUCAGAUUGGUGUAUACUAUAUUGAUCACAUCAACCAAACAACACAGAUAGAAGAUCCCAGGAAACAAUGGAGGCAAGAACAAGAGAGAAUGUUGAAGGAUUACCUUAUGGUAGCCCAGGAUGCUCUCAGUGCUCAGAAAGAACUGUACCAGGUGAAAGAACAGAGGCUAGCACUUGCACUGGAUGAGUAUGUACGCUUGAAUGAUGCCUACAAAGAAAAGUCAAGCUCUCGUACAAGCUUGUUCUCAGGCUCCUCAUCAAGCACAAAGUAUGACCCUGACAUUCUGAAGGCUGAAAUCUCCACUACAAGAUUAAGGGUUAAGAAGCUGAAGAGGGAACUCUCUCAGAUGAAGCAAGAGCUGCUGUACAAGGAACAGGGCUUUGAAACACUGCAACAAAUUGACCAAAAAAUGUCUGGAGGCCAGAGUGGGUAUGAGCUGUGCGAAGCCAAAGCCAUCCUGAGUGAAUUGAAGUCCAUCAGAAAGGCGAUAAGUUCAGGGGAGAAAGAAAAACAAGAUUUAAUGAAGAGUCUUGCAAAGCUGAGAGAGAAAUUCAACUUUGACCAGACCACUGGGACAUCUGAACAAGACUUGAAUUCCAGCUCUGUAAAUUCUCAGCUGUGUUUUUCUAGACAAACUCUGGAUACAGGGUCUCAGACUGACAUUUCUGGUGAGGUUGGAGCAAGAAGUAGAUCAAAUUUAGUGGAGAAGGUCAGACUAAGUCUUCAAUAUGAAGAGGCAAAAAGAAGCAUGGCUAACUUGAAGAUUGAACUUUCUAAGCUAGAUAGUGAAGCCUGGCCUGGGGCACUGGAUGUGGAAAAGGAAAAACUAAUGUUAAUCAAUGAAAAAGAAGAGCUUUUAAAGGAACUGCAGUUUAUUACACCGCGCAAACGUACUCAAGAUGAGCUGGAGCAGCUAGAAGCAGAAAGGAAAAGGCUUGAAGAAGAGCUGCUCUCUGUGAAAAACACCCCUAGUCAAGCACUUGCUGAAAGGUUGAAAUUGGAGGAGAGAAGAAAGGAGUUGGUACAGAAACUUGAAGAAACUACAAAGUUAACUACUUAUUUACAUUCACAACUUAGGAGCCUCUCAGCUAGUACCUUAUCUGUGUCUUCAGGGAGCAGUCUGGGAUCUCUGGCAUCCAGCCGUGGGUCUCUGAACACGUCAAGCAGAGGCUCACUAAACUCGCUCAGCUCUAUGGAUCUCUACUAUAACCAAGGCGAUCAAAUAACAGAUUUGGACUAUCAGUACAAGCUUGACUUCAUAUUGCAAGAAAAAAGUGGUUACAUUCCUUCAGGACCAAUCACUACUAUUCAUGAAAAUGAAGUGGUUGGUUCCCAGGGGAGACUGGGUUACAGUGACUCUCCCUCUGCUGCAGACCAUCCAAAAUUGUCUGAACCUCCCAAAUCUGUGACUUCACUGUCAUCCAGAUCAUCACUGUCUUCCUUGUCACCCCCAGGCUCCCCUUUGGUUUUAGAAGCUGCCUUUUCCAUGUCAGCUCAAAAUUCCCCUCUGCAUCACCUCACUACAGACUUUGAAGACUCUGACCUUUCAGGGGAUUUUGCAGGCAUUAGUCUCUGUGAGAACCAAAUAUUACUGGACUCUGAAGUCAGAGCAGGAUCUCGGAUUCCUACAGGUGAUAAAGAUCUUAAUGAAGGUAUUAGGCAGCCUCUGCCUUCUCUGCAUAAAGGCAAUUCAGGUGUUGACUUACCAAGAAGACCAGCUGGUCACCUGCUUCAGGAGAAAAAAGCUUGUGUAUCUGCUGCUGUGUCCGACGAGUCUGUGGCUGGAGACAGUGGUGUAUAUGAAGCUUCUGUGAAACAACCAAAUGAAUCUGAGGACCUCAUAUAUAGUGAAGAUGACGCAGUAACUCUAGAGGCUGCCCAGGUACAAGUAGGACUCAGAUAUGACCACAGCAGUUCAAGUUUUGUGAUCAUCAUCGCACAGCUCAGAAAUCUUCCAGCGUUCUCUGUCCCCCUUGGCUCUAAAGUGUACAUUCGAGUGGCAGUGCUUCCCUCCUCACCUGAUACCAGCUGUCUGUUCCGCACAAGAGUGCAUCCCGCCAUGGAAACCACCUUAUUCAACGAGAUAUUCAGAGUAGCCAUCUCCCAGCUAAUACUGUUGCAGAAGACACUAAGAGUAGAUGUUUGUGCUGUCAGCAGAAGUCAUUGGGAAGAAUGCUUGGCUGGGACUCAGAUCAGUCUGGCAGAUUUAUCAUUUUCUGAUGAGACUUGUACUCUGUGGUACAACCUGUUACCUUGCAAGCAAAGGCUUGGCAAAAAACCCAAGGAACAAAAUGAAGACUCUAUGUUUGUGUUAAGGAAGCAAUCACUGCACUCACUGGACUUGGAAACUGUGUCAGCUUUGCUGGAGAGGACAUCUGCUGAGCUGGAAGCAGUAGAACAAGAGCUGGCAGAAGAUGAUGAGGAGGACGAGGAGGAGGAACAGGGACAAAGGGGCUCUGAGGAAGACUGGUUAGAAAUGCUUACAGAAGCCUCUGAUGAAAUUGUGGAUGAAGAGGAAGAUGGCUUAAAGCUGGCAGUAGAAGGCAGCUGUACUGAUGACAUGGAGUUACUCAUUGAUGCACCAGAAAGAAGUGAAGACAAGGACAGGGAGAACAGUGAUGAGGGCCAUGAAAGCCAGCAAGCUGCUGUAAUGCUAACACUGGUUGAUAAAGAGACUAACACUGAGGAAUCGGUUAAUGAGAAUGCAACAGUCCGACCCAAAGACAGAGCCAGCUGGAGCUCAAGACAGCGUCCCUUUGUCAGAAACAGCAUGAUAGUGCGCUCACAAACCUUCUCUCCAGGAGAGCGGAACCAGUACAUCUGCAGGUUGAAUCGAAGUGACAGCGACAGCUCGACGCUAGCCAAGAAGUCUCUCUUCGUGAGAAAUGCCACAGAGCGACGCAGUCUCAGAGUGAAGCAGCCUGUUUGCCAACCAAUCAUGCGAAGAGCUAUGCAAGAGUGCCCCAUACGCACUUCCCUUGACUUGGAGCUGGACCUCCAGGCAUCACGCACAAGACAGAAUCGUCUGAACGAUGAGCUUCAGGCCUUGCGGGACCUUAAACAAAAGCUUGAGGAAAUGAAAGGCAGAGGAGAGACAGACCUUCCCCUGUGUGUGCUAGAGGAUGAGCGAUUCCAGAAACUCCUGAAACAAGCUGAAAAACAGGCUGAACUGUCAAAAGAAGAACAAAAACGGGGUUUGAGCACUGAGAAGCUGAUGAGGAAAGCUUCUAAGGAUGUGUGCCGGUUACGGGAGCAGAGCCAGAAAGUGCCACUGCAGGUGCAGUCAUUCAGAGAGAAGAUAGCAUACUUCACAAGAGCAAAGAUCAGUAUACCAGCCCUUCCAGCUGAUGAUGUAUAAUUAUGCAUUAUCAUUGCAGCGUGUUUCUACUUGUUCAUCUCUUUUCAGAUGAACUCUGUACUUCCAAUAACCUGCUUUUAAAAAUCUUCUAUUUUACAUUCACUAUUGAUAUGUUUAUUUGUAAAAUAUAGUGAAUUGGAUUGUUGUAUGCUUAAAAAAUGGCAAAUCCUCCCCCAAAACCAGAAAACCAAAGUAGAUUAAUUUUGGUAUGCUGAUUUUGUACAGUUUGUAUGUAUUGGUUGUGUGGUUUAAUUUUGUAAAGAUGGAACAAAGGCAGUACUGAGGAUGUAUCCUGUUGAACUGCACUGUGUUGAGAAAUAUUAUGUUCAACAGAGGAUUGUUUAUCUUUUCACUGUUUUCAUGUGAGCAGACUGUGAAGAUGGCUGUUUUGCCAUGCAAUAUUUUUGUACAAGAGUGUAACUUUUAUAGUUUAAAAGUUAACUGCAAGAGUAAGCUCCUUUCCAAAACAUCAAGGCUGCCUCUCAACAGCUGCUACUUAGAUUCAACAUCGAUAAUGGAACUUUGUUUUUGAAAACAAAUUUGUAUUUAAUACGUUGUAGGAAGAGUCAGAGUUCAAUUCAGUUUUGUGAAUGUACAGUACAGUACUUUGACCUGCACUGAAAGGUUUCUUGCAUCUGCAGGAGAGUGAGAAAGGCAAGGCAGACAAGUAACCCUAAAUACUUCUUGUGAGAGUACCAAAAGGGGCAGCUGCUUUCUGAACUAGAAGCUGAAUCAAAUUCAUAAUACCAGCAUUGAAAUUGGAAUAGUUACAUCCACUGUAUGUUUCCAAAUGGAAAUUUCUGUCCUAGAAGCUGUCAUAGUGCUGACUAGGAACAGGUAAAAAGUGUUUGGGUUUACAAAUAUGAAGGUGUUUUAUUAAAACACUGAAACCAGAAGAAGCUGUCAUAUACUGAGAAAUCAGAAAUCUUGCUUCUAAGAGAGAGCUCCUGAAGCUCUUUGAAGUUUUCACAUAUUUUGGAACAAUAACUAACAUUUUUUCAAAUACCCUGUGUGCCACUGUGGGUGUACAUAUGGCUUAACAAACAGAUGUGAAUGGCACAUUUCAAAUUUGUCCUGGAUGAAGCAGCCUGCUACAUUCUGUUACAAGUCCAGAGCGUUAGAUAAAGGUAUUCAAAUAAUCUGCUAAGAGUCUUACCUUCUCUGAGUAAUGCAUUAAGGAGGUAGACACUGCAGAAAACAGAACUGUGUCAUUUUCUGAGUGCAACAUAUUAGGUAGAUGUAUUUAAUUCACUGACUAAAGUUUUCUUCCCCAAGCAACAAGCCACAUAAGCACAGACUUCAUCUGCCAAAAGGGCUAUAAUCACUUGGUGAGAAAAUGGAAGCAAAUACGAUGACACUAUGGUAGCAGCUGUCUUAAAUUCAAAGUGACAAUUCUGUGACUAGGUCUGCGUAGCACCCAAGGGUUUACUUGUGCACAAAUAGAUCCGUUCACUUAAGCGUACAGCCAGACAUGCUGGUUUGGGCAAGAUGACUGAACAUACUCUAUGAAUGUCCCAUUUGUUGUUUGCUUCUUGGGUUUGAGAUAACAUCAAUGUGUGAAAGGACAAUUUAAAAAAAAAAAUCUGGAUUAUUUAAUGUAGAGGUGAAAUGAAGGUUGACAGUUUCAGCUUCUCAAUUUGAUUAUGUAAGUUGUUUGUAGAAUGAUGUCUAGAGGUGUACUUUUAUGAUUUUUUUUUCCUUUUAUUUAUUUACAGUCUUAUUUAUGUUCUGUUCAAUAUAGUUCAGUUCUGGCCAUAAAAAUAUUUGACAUUAAGGAUGCUAUUGUGAAAAAAAUAUUUAGAGCUGUGUAAAUUCUUGCCAGAUUAGCUGCUUCUCCUCACAUAUUGAAUGGUUUUCAAAAAAAAACCAAAAACCAAACCCAAAAAAACAAACCAAACAGUACCAUAUUCUUGUUUGUAAGUGAGAGGUGAGGUCAAAAUUUAAGGGCCACUGACUUUAGUUUGCAGAACUCAUUUUAAAAUGAGAGACUUGACCAUACUCCUUGUUUUCCAAAUUGGUCAAGCUGAACAUAGUUACAGGCAGCUGUUAAAGCAGUUCUGGGGUUUGAGUUUUGUUUGGGGUUUUUUUUAACCAAUUCAGACUAUUCACACUUAAAACAUUCAAGAAAAUAAGCUACAAUACUAAUACAAAUACCCCACCCCUCCAGUUUAAAAUUACAAAUAUUACUCUUGAAGUGGAAUUUACUCUGCACCGCAGGGGCUAAUGACUGUCCUUAGUUCUAUUUCCAGGUACCAAUGCAUAUAACAAAAUCUAAAUAUUACUGCUAGAAGAAUAUUUAGCCAAAUGAGCAAAGUCUAGCACAAAUUGCAAUAGAACACAAAUCAGAUAAGAUGUAUUUUUUUAAACUAUUGCUAUGUUUAUACUGUAUUAAAUAUAAAAUGCUCAGGACUGAACUAAAUAUUUAAUCAGGUUAUAUUCUGAAUGUGUUUCUGUUCUAAUUUUGUCUGUAAGAGUAUGCAAGUACGUCACAUAGAUUAAUUUGUCUCUGCACUUUCCAUGUGUUUCAGUGAUUGGAAGAUACAUUUUUUUAACAAA